Messenger RNA from Macrosiphum euphorbiae (potato aphid), 585 nucleotides. NCBI's taxonomy places the organism in Eukaryota, Metazoa, Arthropoda, Insecta, Hemiptera, Aphididae. The record is from the annotation of a GenBank genome assembly.
AUGUUCUUGUUUACAUCGAUACAAUUCGUAUUUUUAAAUUGUUUCUAUCUAGAAGAGGGGUCAAAUAAAGGGAUGAAUGACGAGUUUGCUAAUACUGAAGAACUAGAAAAACAGAGAGUGCAUGAUGAACAGGGUCGAAUAACUAAUAGUCAUAAAGAGGCUGACAAACAGAAUCUCGAAUGUAAAGGGAACAAGAGUGAUAGUGACGAAGACAUUUCCAAAGCUGGAAAUGAAUCUAAUGCAGGCUCUGACGCUGAGGGUGUUACUCGCGUGAUACAAAUGGAGAAUCCAAAUAGAAAGAAAUUAAAAUUAUUGCAAAGGUUAUCUUCGCUCAAUGCAUUUUUUGCAGAUACUUCUGAACCCGUUUCAUUAUUUAAACAUGAAAGAGAACAAAUAGAAAAAGAUCAACAACAGCAGAAUUAUCAAAAUUUGCAUGCCCAAGGUGAUACAGGACAGGCACAAUCAGAUUUAGCUACCAAUGUAGCUGAUAAAGCUAUUAGAACAACAGAAGAAAAUGAGAAGAGUGAAGAAGAAAUGGUUAUGGUUAAGGCACUACCCAAAUUACAAGAUGACUCUGGAAAAUAA